GUAGUCCAUAGUAAGUGUAUAUAUAAACAUUUAUUCUACAAAUCAUUAACACAAAAUUAAGGAGAAACCAAAAAAAAAAAAAAUUCAUAUUCUCUUGACAAAAUCCUUUAUCAGACAAACAAGAUUGAACAUGGAAGAUCAGUUUCCUAAAUUGGAAUCUAGCUUCAUUCAUGAAAAGCUCUUGUCUUCUGGAUUCUAUGGGUUCUUGAGUUCCUCGACGCCACCGCAACUUCUCGGUGUUCCAAUAAUCUUGGAAGGUAUGAUAUCUCCUCCUCUUCCUUCGUCUCAAAGCUACUUUGCGUCUCUUCAUGAGGUCACAUCAUCUGUUCAUCAACAAUCUCCGGUAGCUUCUGUUCCUUGGAACUUUCUAGAUUCUUUUCCUCGAUCUCAACGUCCUGAUGAUAUUCAUCAUCCUUCUAAACCCCCAAACCUUUCCUUGUUCCUCAAAGAACCAAAGCUUCUAGAACUUUCUCAAUCCAAUAGUAACAUGAUGCCUUACUAUAACUAUAUUCCAAACUCUCUCCAUCAUGAGUCGGAUCAAACCAGAAGCGAGUGGGUCGAUAUUAAUAAAGCCCUUACAAACUAUCCUUCAAAAGGGUUUGGAAACUAUUGGCUGAGCACCACCAAGACUCAGCCUAUGAAGCUUGCGUCAGGGACAAGAACAAGAAAAGUUGUGCAGACGACAACACCAACGAAGCUGUAUAGAGGAGUGCGACAAAGACACUGGGGGAAAUGGGUGGCGGAGAUUAGGCUUCCGAGGAAUAGAACUCGUGUUUGGCUCGGCACUUUUGAGACCGCUGAGCAAGCCGCAAUGGCUUACGAUACUGCAGCUGAUAUCCUUCGUGGCGAGUACGCACACCUCAACUUUCCCGACCAAAAACACCAGCUUAAGUCUGGUCCCUUGCGAUGCAUGAUCGCCUCGCUUUUGGAUUCGAAGAUACAACAAAUCUCCGCCUCACAGGUAAUAAGUCCUGGUAACUCUCCUAAAGUGGCCGGAACAUCGGAGCCCAAAAAUAACAUCAAGACGGAGUCAGGAGAAGUUGUGAUGAUGAAGAAACAGAAAAGCAAUAAGGAAGUGAUGGAAGGAGAUGGUGUGCAACUGAGUAGAAUGCCUUCAUUGGAUAUGGAUCUCAUUUGGGAUGCUCUCUCCCUUCCUCAUUCUUCUUGACUUUAAAUUAAUGUCACAAGCUUAAUUUUUUGUCAAAAAUGUCACAAGCUUAACUACUUCUGUCUUCUUUUUUUAAUGUCUGUUAAAGAAAAAAAUUCAUAUUUUGAUGCCAAGAUUCAAGAUUGGUUCGCAUUAGGGGCUGGACACAUUGUAUUUCUCUCAACAUUGUAUUUCUUCUCACAACCACAUAUUUAAGUGGUUCUCGUUUUUUGUUUGCUAAUUAAAUGUUCUUUUCUAUAUGGUGGUUAAUAGUAACC
Raphanus sativus (radish) is the source of this 1425-nucleotide messenger RNA. RefSeq names its product ethylene-responsive transcription factor ERF062. NCBI's taxonomy places the organism in Eukaryota, Viridiplantae, Streptophyta, Magnoliopsida, Brassicales, Brassicaceae. The record is from RefSeq and is a predicted model, not a curated record. The transcript has a single exon. Gene Ontology annotation, biological process: regulation of DNA-templated transcription. Gene Ontology annotation, molecular function: DNA-binding transcription factor activity; DNA binding. The coding region runs from base 131 to 1168 and encodes 345 amino acids.